GCGCCGGGGUCCGCGCGCGUGAGCUCCGCCUCCCCCGUCGCCGCAUUCCUAUUUAAGCACCGCCGCGAUCACCGCCAUCUUCCUCACUCAUCCACCUCCCCGGCCGGUCUACUACUUCCUCGGUUCCUCCCACACAUUGCCUCGAGCUUGCCCACCUGUGAGUCUGUGACUGCCCCAAGGGCCUAGGUAGAUUGCCAAUCGACAUGGCGCGCAAGGUCUCGUGUCACUUGCUGGUGAUCGCCGUCGUCGCCGCGAGCCUCGCCGCGACGGCCCGGGCGGGAUGGAUCAGGGGCUCGGCGACGUUCUACGGCGGCGCCGACGCCUCCGGCACAAUGGGUGGCGCUUGCGGGUACGGCAACCUUUACUCGACGGGGUACGGGACGAACACGGCGGCGCUGAGCUCGUCGCUGUUCAACGACGGGGCGGCGUGCGGGGAGUGCUACCAGGUGAUGUGCGACCAGCAGAACAGCCAGUGGUGCCGGCCGGGCGUGACGGUGACCGUGACGGCGACCAACCUGUGCCCGCCGGACUGGUCCAAGGCCAGCAACAACGGCGGCUGGUGCAACCCGCCGCGGCAGCACUUCGACAUGGCGCAGCCGGCCUGGGAGAAGAUCGGCGUCUACCGCGGCGGGUACGUCCCGGUCAUGUACCAGAGGGUGUCAUGCUCCCGGAACGGCGGGGUGCGGUUCACCAUCAACGGCAACAACUACUUCGAGCUGGUCCUCAUCACCAACGUCGCCGGCCCGGGGUCGCUCAAGUCGGUGCAGAUCAGGGGCACCCGGACCGGGUGGAUCACCAUGUCCAGGAACUGGGGCGCCAACUGGCAGGCCAACAACUACCUCAACGGCCAGAGCAUCUCCUUCCGUGUCACCGCCACCAACGGCCAGACCAUCGAGUUCUGGGAGGUCGCGGGGUCCGGAUGGCGGUUCGGCCAGACCUUCACCAACGGCCAGAAUUUCUACUAGCGGCGGCGAUCCGGCCGGCGAGCCAUGCAUGCCGCCCGCCGCCGGCUCUCGCCCUGUUUUUCCCUUCAUUUUUGCAUCUGGAAACUUGCCAAAAAGAAGCAGGCCUUAUUUAGCGUCAUUGUGAUGGAAAUGUUAGUGGCUCGAUUAGCGUCUAGUAGAUCGCAUCCAUGCGUAAUGCGGUUGGCGUGGCAGAGGUGGGGUUCAUGGGUCUCCGGCCGUGUCAGUCCGUUUCCGGCCGGCCUGAUCGAGUGCCCGCCAUGCCUACUGCUUUACGGAUGAUUGUUGCUGGAGAAAAACCAAAAAGAAAAAAAAAGGAGUUGAUUCGUGGCGAGACUGCCUUUGCUUGGA
Molecule: messenger RNA, 1313 nt
Organism: Setaria italica (foxtail millet)
Lineage: Eukaryota; Viridiplantae; Streptophyta; Magnoliopsida; Poales; Poaceae
Product: expansin-A12
Exons: 2
Coding region: 204-965 (253 amino acids)
Biological process (GO): plant-type cell wall organization
Cellular component (GO): extracellular region
Source: RefSeq, a predicted model, not a curated record